Messenger RNA from Triticum aestivum (bread wheat), 1275 nucleotides. Its product is annotated as pathogenesis-related genes transcriptional activator PTI6. Bases 219 to 1136 code for a protein of 305 amino acids. Gene Ontology annotation, biological process: regulation of DNA-templated transcription. The record is from RefSeq and is a predicted model, not a curated record. Gene Ontology annotation, molecular function: DNA-binding transcription factor activity; DNA binding. NCBI's taxonomy places the organism in Eukaryota, Viridiplantae, Streptophyta, Magnoliopsida, Poales, Poaceae. The transcript has a single exon.
GCCUCCUUCUUUGCACGCUCUUUUUUACACUUCACCCAUUCCACCCCCUCCCUGUUUACAGGUGGAGAUAGAGAGAGAAGCGCCGAACCCCAUCCAAUCCUUUCUCUCUCUAAAACCCUCCCAAAACCACACCCAACCAACAAGGGAGCUCCGCCAAAUCCGUUCGUCCGUUGCCAGCUGAUGAAAUCGGGGCUUGCUGCUGUCCACUCUCGUCGGUGAUGGACGGUUGCUGGCGGCUCCCCGGAGGCCACGGCGGCGGCGCCGCCGGCCGCGUCGUCCGCGUGCACUUCCUCGACGCGGAUGCCACCGACGACUCCGACGAGGAGACGAACCAGCCUCAGCGACGCGGCGCGCGACGGUGCGUGCGGGAGAUCGGACUGCCGCGCGCGUUCUCUCGUCUUCCGUCCGCCGCGGCGGGUGCGGUGAGCAGCUCCUCCCACUGGACGCGCGACAAGAGGUUGAGGGCGGCCGCGGCCGGCAAGAAGCGCACGUUGGUGGCGUGCGGCGGGGAUGAUUGGUCCGCGGGGACUUGGUCGGCCCGGCAAUUGCGCGGCGUGCGGCGCCGGCCCUGGGGCAAGUAUGCGGCGGAGAUCCGCGACCCGAAGCUGGGGCGGCGCGUCUGGCUUGGCACCUUCAACACCGCCGAGGAGGCCAAGUCCGUCUAUGACUCCGCCGUGCUCCGCCUCCGCGGCCCGAGCGCAGUCAUGAAGUACACCGCCCCCUCCCCCUCGCCGCCCCUCUCCACCGUGACGGCGUCCGCGCCGUCGCCGUCGACAUCCGCGGCCUCUCCCCCGUCGCCCUCCACCACGGCGGCCCCUCCUCCGUCGCCCUUCGGCAGGGCGGCCUCUCCCCCGUCACCCUCCACCACGGCGACCUCUGCCCCGUCCCCCAUCACCACGGCGGCCUCCCCCCCGUCGCCCUCCCAGUCGGCGACCACCAGCUGGUCCUUGGUGAACGCGGACGAGGAGGUGACGGCAGCGUUCGGCCUGGGACUCGUCGACGAGGAAACCUCCCUGAACAACCUGAUGCAGUUCUGCCUCCCCGCGGCGUGCAGCAGCAGGUGGGACCCCUCGGCGGACUUCGUGGAGCUGGCGGACCUCGACGACCUCUUCGCGCCGGAGCCCCUGGCGGCCUGACCGGACGGAAGCGGCGACGGCAGCUCCACAGCAACUUUUUGAAAGAGAACAGUUUUAAACAUAAUUUGACUUUAUUUCUCGGGAGUCUGCAUAUUUUGAGAGGCGUGCGGAAAUAUUUAUCCGAAACUUUUGCUUGGCA